AUGAAUUGUAAAUACCGCUGGUGGGUGCUGCCCGGGGGCGAGGGGCCUGUGCCCGGCGCAGCAGCGCGGGACCCCUCCCGUCUGCCCUGCUCCGCGGAAUUGCUGGAGGAGAACGACCAGCUGAUCCGGUGCAUCGUGGAGUACCAGAGCAAGGGCCGCGCCACCGACUGCGUGCAGUACCAGGAUAUCCUGCACAGAAACCUCAUUUAUUUAGCUACAAUUGCUGACGCGACACCCCCCAGCACGCAGAAGGCUGCAGACUGA
Molecule: messenger RNA, 264 nt
Organism: Chaetura pelagica (chimney swift)
Lineage: Eukaryota; Metazoa; Chordata; Aves; Apodiformes; Apodidae
Gene: SS18L2
Product: synovial sarcoma translocation gene on chromosome 18-like 2
Exons: 3
Coding region: 1-264 (87 amino acids)
Source: RefSeq, a predicted model, not a curated record